UUUGUCGGUAAAGCGGUAAAGCGCCCUGACCUCGACUACGACUUCCCUCCUUUUCCCUCCUUAUUUAAAACGCAUUAAGGGGUCCGAGCCGUACCUCCCCUCCGCAUAAAAAAAAAACCGUCGAUUGGAUUUGAAUUUGAAUGUGCAUGUAGAUGUACUUCAGGUCGACCUAAACAUUCUUUCGGCGCUUCACCAACGCUCGUUCCUCCUUACAUCAUUCUACCUCUUCCUUUCGUUCUUCUUCAUCCCAGUAUUUGAACAUUCGUUUCUCUCAUCUGCCCCUCGUCGGCGUAAUUGGAUCACAUCAUCCAUCAUUCGUUUUUUUCUUGCUUUGGAUAAUUUGACUUGGGCAUCAUCUAUCCUAAGCAUCUCAAAAUGAUCAAGUUUUUCAUCAACUGGGAAUUAUGGCAGCAGAUGACCUUCGUAAGUUGCCUACUCCGUAACCCCUAUCCCUCUACCUCGCUAAUACCAAAGUAAAGGUCCUCGCCGGUGCGAUCGUCUUGGUAUUCUUUGCUGGAUUAAUUAAGUUGUGGUGGUUGAAUAGAUUUAUCAAGAAGCAUACAAUACUUGACCUAGAAAAGAAGGCUAGGCAACAGGAGAUGCAAAGGAGCGGUCUUCCGAUAGGCAAGAAGGUGGACAUUCCAUUCGGCGUGCGCGCAAUUCAGAGCGGUAUCGAAGUUGACGGCAUCUGGAUCUCACGGCCUAAUACUCCGCUCAUUACUCCAACUAGUCCGUCAUUCGCUUCUUCAUCAACUCUCGAACCCGAAAGCAGGUUGAAAGGAAAGGAGAAGGAACUUGCCGUGCAUACGGCAACGACUGUCAUCGAAUUUGAAUCCACCCCUGAACAAAGUCCGUUACCGAGCCCUGCCGUUAGCUUGUCUGAUCGGCGCGUCCCGACCGCGGCCGAACACAGCCAUGCCAGAGCAUUCCCUCUCGGUGCGCAGCCUACUUACCGACCAAAGGGUCCAUCGCGCCGCCGAACGGAUAUUACCGAAACCUUCGACGUGGACGGAUUAAACCGAUAUGAACGUAACACGGCUAACCAUCAGCAAGUCGAAACUUAUGUUCCCAAGCACUCGUUCUCUAGCACGGAAUCGUCAUCGCUGUCUUCCCAACAAAGGACAGUGGUAGACCGCAGCUCGACUUCUUCGGAAGAAGGUAUCCGCCAUGCACAGACACGUUAUGUCUCUCGCCUCCGGCACUCCGCGUUGCCUACAUCCCGGACCCUAGUUUCCUUCGAGGACCCAGAACCUUCGGCAGCUACCGUGGACCACUUAUCGUAUCCUGAGCCGAGGAGGAAUCCUUUCGAAACGCCCUCGUCCUCCGAGGCGCAAUCAGUUUCCCGUCCCCCGCUAGCUUCAAAUAGACCGACACCUCAUCGGUCCUACUCUGGCGAGUCACACGCAAACACAUCAACCAGAAGAGUUAACGCGGGGUUUGAAGUGUUACCAGCCGGGACCUUCAGCCGACCUGACAGCCAAACCGAGACGGACGAGAGCCAAUCUAAGAGGCAUAAUAAUAAUAAGCUUCAGAAGAAGGCCCGUGAUCAGUCGUCAAGGGAGACACCGUCGCUAACCUGAUAAAUCAGUGUACAUAAAGGGCGUAGAAUAGAAAGGAGACCGUGAUGAGGCCGAUGUUGACACUGCACACACAAGCAUUGUUCCUCGAACAUUGUUGCUCGAGCGUCAAUAACACGUUACACACGAAAAGAAUGUAGAUAGAUUUUUGCUCAAGCGAACCUAGGGUAGUUGCAUGGAGGGAAGACGGGGGGGAUACCGGCAUUCAUAUCGGCGUUCGUUUAUACAGGGGGGGAGGGGGGAGGGGGGGGAAGAGUAGGACGGGGCAAGAAAAUAAUCUGGGGGAGUAUGUAAUUGACUUUGAAUCCGAAACCUUUUUUGUAUACCCAACGUUGGAAGGGAAGAGGAUAUCCGUUGCUGCGCUAGCGUUAUGAUAGUUACCUUACGUAUGAUUAAUGCAAAGCGCUUUGGUUACAUGUAUGACAGUGAAACGAAACUUUGCAUAUAUAAGAGACACUUGAUGUCCUUCACUUGAAUGAGUUGUUCGCUUUCAUAACCGGCUUAUAAUAAAAGAGUGAAGAGAAUGAGGGCAUUGAGAAAUGUAGUAGGCGUGAAUAAGUGAGUUUCAUCUGAAAAGGGGUGUCGUCCACUUUUCAUACACUAGGCGCUCCGCAUUCCGUCGAUCGAAGGCCG
Messenger RNA from Daldinia loculata, 2210 nucleotides. RefSeq lists its product as uncharacterized. The record is from RefSeq and is a predicted model, not a curated record. The transcript has a single exon. Bases 600 to 1580 code for a protein of 326 amino acids. Lineage: Eukaryota; Fungi; Ascomycota; Sordariomycetes; Xylariales; Hypoxylaceae.